GCUUCUAUAUUGUAAAUAUUUAUAUGUAUAUUAAUAUAACAUGCACUUCCUUCAGGGUUUAAAAUAACAGUCUUCAAAUCAAGAAGGCAGCCUUGUUGCACUAUUUGAUUGGCACAUCAUUGGUGUAUCUAACAGUAUCUGUCUUGUUGCUCCAUUAUUUCAGUCAAUUAUUCUUUUCUUUGUUCUUUAUAUUUAUAAAAAUCUUCAGCCAUAGUAUCUCUUUAGCUUUCUGUGCUUAGUCUUUUACAGGUAAGCUUUUCAUUUUGCCUUAUUAUAGUUCUAUCCCAUUUUUAUAAUUUAUUAUAUCAGCAAAAGAAAAUUUAAUUUUCUUCGUGAUUUUUCCUUUUCCUAUUUAUUGUAUGACUAUCUUUGAUCCAUACCUUUCAUUUGCCUGAAAUACUGAUGGUUGUUUUGUUCAUUAGCAUGUUGAUGAUGGUUGUAUUAGGUGCAGAUAUCUUGUUAUUAUAUUUUGUUAUUGUUUAUAUUGAUUUCAGCAUUAUUUAUGAGUAAAAGCAGUUUUGUAAAUUGUUAAUGCUUUAAACGAAAAUUUUUUUUUUAAAAUAGUUGGUCAUUUUAUUUGUUUCUUGAUAGGAUAGAAAAAUUAAUGCUUUUAGAAUCUGUAAUAUUUUAUUUUAUUUUUUUGAUAUAUUACUUUAUAUUAAUUUAUUUUAUAUUUUUUAGCUUCCAGAAGAUGAGCAAGAAUGUUUAAAAGUACUGUACAUAGGAGUUUGUUGGAUUUAAACUUAGUUGUAAAUUUAUCUGAGUUUAUAAAUCCAGUAUUUAAACUGAUUAGUUGGUUGUAGUUUGGAGAUUUAAAAAUUUUUAAUUAAUUUUGAAUGAUUAUGUAAAUAAAAUUUUAAUUUGGACAAAUUAUUUGAUUUAUGUUCUAUAACAUAUGUAUAAUCAACAUUAUUCAGAAGGCAUAAUUAUAAAAAUGUUUUUAUAAAUGUUUAUAAUCUCAUGCCAUAUAAAUAUUGUUUGAUGUAAUAUGUGAUACAAUACAGACAAUUUUUAUAUUUUAUCACAUUUUUCUAAUUGUUUGGUAAUCAACAUUUUAUACAUUUUGGAGCACAAUGAAGUUAAUUUCUGCUUAGUGAUAUAGAAACGAGUUAAGAAAGUAUAUGCAAUUAUUAGCAUAUGGAAGAAUUGACUACACAUGAUUAUUUUUUAAUUAAUGCAUUUAACAUCAUCUGAGAAAUAUUUUAACUGAAAAUAACUAUGUAAUAUAAUAAUUCAUAUGUGGCAAUAUUAAAGAAUAUAUUAUGUAUGGACAAAUAUCGACAGUAUAUCACAACAUAUUUCAAUUUAUCAAUGUUUUAGAGUAUGGGUUUAACCUAAAUUUAAAAAUUUAUUCCAAUGUUUAAUAAAAAUUUAAGAAAAGAUUGUAACAAAAUCUAGAGCACUACUUUAAAAUCAUAAUUGUUUGCUGAUAUUUUCUUAACAGCUGAGAGAAGACAUUAAAAAGAUGAUAAAUUAUCAUAUUGUAGAAGAUACACAUCAUUCAGAAAAAUCAACUGCAAAUGAAUCAUCUUAUUUGAAUUUCAUGAAAUUAGAAAUACCAGAUUUUAUUAUGGAACAAACAUUGAAAACUAUGUCUGAUAAACAGAAAAUGAAAAUGCAUUUAGAGAUUGCACAAUGCAUUGAGAAGGCAGGUUUUAAAUGUAAUUCAUGUGAGGAAUCACAACGUAUAAGUCUAUCCGAUAAGAAAAGUAUCAGCGAUAGCACCAAACACAAAGAAGAUUUUUAUUCCUGUGAUAGAAGUGAUGAAAUUAAGUUCCAUAUCAGUACACUAACUUGUGACUGUCAAGAAAGAAAACUUAUAUUAUAUGAAAAUCUUUCGGAACAUUUUAAAAUGGCAGAUUAUCUGGGAAAAGCUGUUUUUUAUUUAUAUGAAACAGCAACUAUUGCAUUGAGGAUGAAUAAUGUGUCUAAAGCUGCUCAUUGUCUUUCUGAAGCAAAUAGUUUACUGAAAAAGAUGAAUAAGAAUGAAAAUAUAAUUAUAUCAAAUAAGAAAGAUGAUUAUAUUCUAAAGACUCCCUUUAUUUUUAUUGUUGCAAAAAGAAUUUCUGCUGAGAUUAAUUAUCUUCAAAAAGAAUUUAAAGUUGCAUUGUAUGAUAUAAAAACAGUAGCAAACAUAUUGGGUAGAUCUUAUCCAAAAUUUUACAGAAAUGUAACAGAGAAACUUGCUAAAAAAGUGCUUAUGUUAUCAAAAGAGUCUGAAGUUUUAGAAGAAUGUCGGUGUCUUGCAAUAGCAGUAAAGAUAUAUUUUGAAAAGAAACAAUAUUCUCUUGCUUAUGAUAUUGCCAAAUAUCAAAAUUUAUUGAUGAAUAAAAUAGAAAAAACUUAUGUUGAAGUAGGUUUAUAG
Molecule: messenger RNA, 2365 nt
Organism: Centruroides sculpturatus (bark scorpion)
Lineage: Eukaryota; Metazoa; Arthropoda; Arachnida; Scorpiones; Buthidae
Exons: 5
Coding region: 1466-2365 (299 amino acids)
Source: RefSeq, a predicted model, not a curated record